ACUCAUUCUCCGUUCCUCUUUUUAUUUUAUUUUUAUUUUAUGUCAUAAAAAAGAAAGCAAACAAAACAAGAAAAACAAAGACAACAAUAAUAGGCAUAAAUAAAACAACUCCUUCUCACUGCUCGCAGAAACUUCUGAUCGUGUUCCAAUUCCUGUUGGCAAAUCUCUCGAUCUCCAACCGCACCUCUCUAUAUGCAUAUUUUUGAUAUAUACAUAUAAACAGAUACUCUUUUUCUUCAUCUUCUUCAUACUUUCUCUCUCUAGACCGAACAAAAAAAGGAGUGGAGGGGGCAAUUGAGGUGGAAACAUGUCUGUGUUGUGAGAAAAGAAUUAGGGUUUGGAAUUGGAAAAAACAGAAGAUGGAUGAUUGUGGGUGUUGAAUUGAAAAGGAGGGUUUGAUUGAGAAUGGGGAAUAAGCUGGGGAGGAGGAGGCAAGUGGUGGAGGACAAGUACACGAGGCCACAAGGGCUGUAUCAGCAUAAAGAUGUGGAUCAUAAGAAGCUCAGGAAGCUCAUACUUGAUUCCAAGCUUGCUCCUUGCUAUCCCGGAGACGAAGAGGCCACCAAUGAUUUCGAAGAAUGCCCAAUUUGCUUUUUGUUUUAUCCAAGUUUGAAUCGCUCAAGAUGUUGUACGAAAGGCAUUUGUACAGAGUGUUUUCUGCAGAUGAAGAACCCUAAUUCAACUCGUCCAACACAAUGUCCUUACUGCAAAACAGCGAAUUAUGCUGUGGAGUAUCGAGGUGUGAAGACAAAGGAAGAAAAGGGCAUAGAGCAAAUUGAAGAGCAACGGGUUAUAGAAGCUAAAAUAAGAAUGAGGCAAAAAGAAAUUCAGGAUGAAGAAGAGAGAAUGCAGAAAAGACAAGAGAUAAGUUCUUCAAGCAGCAUUUUGGCACAAGGAGAGGUGGAAUACAGCACAACAGCGGUGCCAUCUUUCAGAUCUCCUGUGGAAGGUGAUGAAAUUGUUUCUUCUCAAGACCCACGUGCUGCAUCAAUGAUCAUACCGACUUUACCUCCAAGACAGAACAGGGAUGAGGAAUUUGAUCUGGAUCUUGAGGAUAUUAUGGUUAUGGAAGCUAUCUGGCUUUCCAUUCAGGAUAAUGGCAGACACAGAAACCCACUUUAUGGUGACACUACCACUGCUGAACAAUAUGUCACAGAAGAACACUACGUCUUGCCUGCUAUGGCUCCACAGGUUGAAUCAUCAUCAUCCCCCUCUGGUGGGCUUGCAUGUGCAAUUGCUGCCCUUGCUGAGCGUCAGCAAAUGGGUGGAGAAUCCUCUACUAACUAUAAUGGAAAUAUGCCGGCAUUCAACAUGCCUCCAGGCAGUAGUAGGUUUUCCAACAGGGUGGAGCAAUAUCCAGAGAAUUAUCCUCCCAUAGAGAGUUCCAUGGAUGCAUUACCUGAUGGUGGGUUGGCUGUGACAAAGGAUGAUGGAGAAUGGGGUGUGGACCGUGGGUCAGAGGUGGCUGAAGCAGGGACCAGCUAUGCAAGCUCUGAUGCAACAGAUGAGGCUGGUGGGGUUGCUGCGCUGCCACCAACAGAUGAAGCUGAAGGCAGCUUUCAAAAUGUUGGGGGUCCCAUUGUUCCUGAGAGUUAUGAGGAGCAGAUGAUGCUGGCCAUGGCUGUUUCGCUAGCUGAGGCUCGAGCUAGAACAAGCACACAAGGAGUUUCAUGGCAAUAGUCCUAAAAUCAAGUUGAUGCAGAACCGGAAACAGAAUGGUGAUGUGUGGGAGCAGGCAAUUUGUAAAGGUGCCAUUUCAGUUGUUCAACAGAUCUUAACUGCUGAAUGGUUUCUAAAUUUUAUGAUUCAGAUGCGAGAGUAUGUUGUUGAAACCCUUGGAUUGUAAACGACUGGAUGCUAAAACAUUAUUGGAAAAUGGUCAUCUCAUAGGAAGUAAUAUAAAUCUGGAGGAGAAUACCUUUACGCUUGUUCAUAGAAGGAUUUUGGAGCCAGGGGAUUAAAAGGUGGUUUAAUGCACCAUGUUUAA
Messenger RNA from Vitis riparia (riverbank grape), 1987 nucleotides. Its product is annotated as E3 ubiquitin-protein ligase DA2L. The coding region runs from base 406 to 1680 and encodes 424 amino acids. The transcript has 10 exons. The record is from RefSeq and is a predicted model, not a curated record. Lineage: Eukaryota; Viridiplantae; Streptophyta; Magnoliopsida; Vitales; Vitaceae. Gene Ontology annotation, cellular component: cytoplasm.